This is a messenger RNA of Aspergillus pseudoviridinutans, 825 nucleotides long. RefSeq lists its product as uncharacterized. The record is from RefSeq and is a predicted model, not a curated record. The transcript has 6 exons. NCBI's taxonomy places the organism in Eukaryota, Fungi, Ascomycota, Eurotiomycetes, Eurotiales, Aspergillaceae. Bases 1 to 825 code for a protein of 274 amino acids.
AUGACACUUCCUGCGAGCAUACCGUGGGUCUUGCGCGGUAGCGAUGAGGGAGCCUUCAAGAGCGCAGUGACUGAUCUUUAUUGGCGCUCGGUGGAGGAAGAGGCACGUCAUCUCGUAGUGGCCCUCGCUGAUUUGAUAAAAGACUGUCCCGAGCCCCUGGCCAUUGAGAAGGUCCAAGCCCGGCCGCAUCGUGCGAGGCAAAAUCUAUUUGCGAAAGCCUGGAGCAAUGUCGAUCUUGAUGACGAGGCCCUGGAAUCCGUGAGGGCACUGUAUGGACGCUUCUCGGGGGAUGAUUACGGGAAGACGCUCAUUGAAAGGCGAGCGAGGCAGAUGCUCCAGGCUGUUGGCUGGCUGGAUAUAGAUUUCGUACAUCAAGAUCGCCCACCGAUCUACCCAUCCAUGUCCGGCCUUCCCAAUGUGGAUGAAUUGGAGUAUGGUAAUGUGAUCCGGGCAAUGCAAUGUUCGCUCUGCCGGCGGUGUAUUCGCACGCAAUACUUUGAAUGCCGCAAAGGCUGUUUGGAUAGGUCUUCAACUCACAAUUACUACAAGUGCUUUCCCCCAGCCAACGAGAAGUCUCAAUCAAAUAUUUCACAUCUCCUGCCACGCUUGAUGUUGACGCCUUUCAGGCUGUGUUUUUCCUGUAUGGUGUCGACAGACAAGAUCAUCCCCGACGCAGAUUGCACCUAUCUCAGGAGCGGUUACAAAGACCGAGUCAAGCAGGAACCGCACCUGAGAUCCGCGAACUUCACCAGCAGACGCCAGAGUCCCAAUGCCCUCGCGUUCCGACGGGAGCUCAAUGCACUGGAGGACUUUCAAGAAGGUUGA